GUUCGGCCCCGUCGCCCCUGUUCCACCGAUAGGCUGGGCGGAGCGCCGCUAGGCCGCCCCGCGGUUGCCAUGGUUACCGCGCACCCGGAACUGCCGUGAGGGGGAGGCCGCGGCCGCCCCGGCCCCUCUGAGGCCGCCCCCGGCCAUGGCCCGGGGGGCGGGAGAGGCAGCCGCGGAGGGGCAGCUGGGAGAUGACAGCCUGUCUGUGAUAACCUGUGAAUCAGAUGCAGAAAUGAAGUUAAAGAAGAGAAUCUUUCACAAGCCUCCGAAAUCACCAAAGUCUCCGUACAGCUCUAGCACACAACUGUAUCCUAAAAAAACCGCCGUUUGGAGAUCUCUGCAGGGAGCAGGCAGUACGCGCUUUGAGACCGCAGCUGUAAAAAACCCGAGACAGAUGUGGCUGGGAUCACUGAAACAAGGAGUGAGCCACCCACUGAAAUCAGAUGUUGAUGUGGGGCAUGCGCGAUCUAGUGUUUCUAGUAGCACUCCAGAGUAUUUGAAGGAAGCUCUAGGAAUGAAGAAGCCAAAACAUUCCCGUUCUUCUAGUAAUGGCUAUAUUCCUGGAACUCCUGACUACAAAGAAAAAGAAGAUAUGUAUGAUGAAAUAAUAGAACUUAAAAAGACAAUACAAGCUCAGAAAAAUGAAGGAGAUCGAAUGAAAACUAAGCUGCGUCGACUAGAAGAAGAGAAUAACAGAAAGGAUAAACAGAUUGAGCAACUGUUGGAUCAUUCCAAGUGCUCUGAGCUGGCACGAGCUUUGUCAGAAAAGAAGUCUGACAAUGGAUGGGUGGUUAGUGGAUUAAAGCAAAAGAUUCUCAAGCCAGAACAACAGUGCAAGGAGGAAGACAAGGCUAUCAACAAAUUCCAGUCAGACGUGAAGACCAGUAAUUUGGAAGAAAUGAGGAUAGCUAUGGAAACCUACUAUGAAGAGGUUCAUCGUCUCCAAGUCCUCCUGGCAAAAUCUGAAACUAUGAGGAAAAAUACAGAGGGCAGAGAUACCCAAAAACGACUAAAGGCACUGAACGCUGCUGUCCUGAGAUUAUCCCGGAACAUCAAGGAAUUACAGAAUGAGAAUCGGAGUCUGAAAGAAGAUCUAGAUCAUGUAGUGAGCGCUUCUCUUGCAUCCAAUAAAACAAAAAAUUACAGUGAAUGGAGCAAGCAGAGGCUGAUGAGGCGGAUUUUGGAACUAGAAAAGAAACUAGGUGCCAUGGAGAACAGCAGGGUAUCACCAGCAGAUAGUGAGUCAUCCCAGUUACUUGCUGUGUCAUCUUCACCUUCUGCAGACCCGGAUCAUCCAGACUCUCAACAGGUAGACCACGUUAAAGAAUGCCAUCACCUCCGAGGGCUAGUGAAGAAACUGAAGAGUGAUAGGAGAGCACUUGAAAAACUCCUACUUAGUAAAGAAUUAGAUAUCAACCAGUUGCUGCAAGCAAAGGCUGAAGUGGAGUUGGAGCUGCAGAAGUGGCAGAAUAAGAAAGAAGAUAAAAGUAGGGAGGAACAGACUUUAAGCCAUAAUGAGGAAAUCCAGAUCCUUACACAGAAAGUUGGGAAAUCAGAGGAAACAUUGGAGGAAGAGAAGAGUGAAAUGGCAAAAGAUACAAUGGAAAAGCUUAAUAAGUCCUCACCAGUCUGCACGGUUAAAGGCGAAGAAGAUCAUAGGAAGGAACAAGCAGCCAAAUGCAUUCAGAGGUGGUGGAAGUUGUACCAAAACAAGAAAGAAGAAAUUGCUCUGGAUGAGGCGGUUGUUGUGCUUCAGGCAGCUUUCAGAGGACAUCUAGCUCGGCAGAAACUGUUACUGAGUAGUGGGAUGCAUGAUGCAAAAUCUAACAACAGAAAUAGCCUUGGAAAAAUGAACUCCUGUAUGUCUCAUGUGUCAAACUCUUUGAGCUCGUCUGCUGACUGUGAGGAGAAAGAGGGGACUGUGACAUUCAUCCAGUCCGUUUUCAGGGCUCACUUAGCACGUGCAGUACUGCUUGAGGAGAGGCUAUGCAACGUGUAUUUUUGCAGACCCUCUGUGUCCAGUGCAACAAGUGAGAAAGCAGAUUCUGCAGUCUACGUUACAGAGAAGAAACCAGUCUCAGCAGCACUCCAGAGAACUCCUUCAGUCAUCAUUUCACCUCUUCUUGCCAGGUCUUCUGAGAAGCAAUCGCAGCCCACUCUGUCUGUGGAUGAAGCUCACUCAGAUGAUUCAGAUGAUAUUGUCAUCGUUCCUCCAUUGUUACGGAUGAAGAAAAACUCUACCCACUUUUGUAAUGGGCCCCGAUGAUCUUGAAUUAUUAGAUUCACAAACAAAAAUAUUUAUUUGAAGGUAAAGUAUAUCAAAGAUGAAAAGGAGGAGUAUUAGCCUACAGUUGUCACUAUUUCAGAUGUAAAUUAAUAAUUGUCUGAUAUGUCUGACUACAUGGCUAAAAGCUCCUGACUGACCGUUAUGCUUAUCCUUCUGGUACGGAGAGUUUGAAUUUUAAAAAAGACUAAAACAAAACAAUGUUUUGUCUCACAGAUUCAAUUAUCAAUUUUAAAUGAAAGCCGUAAAGUCUUAAAAUAUGUCAAACAAUGUCUUGUUUCAGGUUGGCUGAAAUACUUUGUUUCAUCAGAAAGUGAAAAAUAACUUGGCUCCAAUUUUCAGCUUGUGUAUGUGAAGGGGAACAGCUCAUAUUUGCUACAAGGUUCUCUCUAUUUAAAACUUUAAUAGUGUCAUAUUCUAAUAUGUUUUGUUUUGUUUAUUUUUUUACACUAAACUUUUAGUCUAUGCAGAUCAAUAAAGUCUUCUAGGAAAUCACUUCUGUCUCAUAGGGCUACUCUAGGCCUACUGUAGCUGCAUGGUUUCCUUAUUUAUUGCUUUUUCCAAAUGUGUUUGCUAUAAUAUGUAUAGCACUGUUUUGUAUUUGAAAUGUCUAAUCACAUAAUCACUUUUUUUUUUUUAUAUUUGUCAGAGAAGGGUGUAAUAGCAGGAGUGUUCUGUAAAGGAUGCCCUUGUGACUGCUUUUUCUGCUUACAUAUCAGUGAGUGGAGUACGCAGGGUCAUUUCUAAGUGCAAAUAUUUGACGUAGAAGAUACAUUGAUUUAUGUUCUGUUUUAGCUUACAUCACUUGACUGAAAUUUUGACUAGCUAGAUUGCUCAUACACUGAGCACUAAGGGAUUUUAAGUCUAAUUUUGCUUUGCUGUUGUUGAUCUCUCUUCUCAGCACCGCUUUUGUGUGCGUGCACAUCAGCAGUGUAUGCUGCAAGUGCACCAUGAGACCAGUCACAGGCUGGGAGAGGGCUCACAAGACACAGCUGUCUUCUGCUGUGAGGUAAAGCUAUGAGGCUUACUGCUGGAAAGCCUGGGCACUGCCCACUGUUUUCUGAGGGACGUGGAUUGGGAUGAGCAACAUAUUCAGACCCAUGCAGCCUGAGCAGAAGCAGUAGGUUGGCUUAUAAUAGAUAAUAAGACUACAUCCGGAAAUAACACUAAUUGACAAUAUCUUUAGCAGGCUCCAUGAAAGGACCAAUGACAUAACGGACUGUGGACAAUACAGUUAGAGGAGUCUUUCCAAAUCUUUUACACAAAGUGUACCUCUUCUUGCUGGAAGGAGGAGCUUUUAGUCCAGACUAUUGUUCCAGCAUCCUUCAAAAGCAUGAAAAUGCCUUUUUAUGAAAGGUGAACUGGGUAAAUUAUGUGAUAUUUACUGGAAGUAGAAUUUCAUUUUGCAAACAGCAAAGUUUUUGUAGAGACCCUAAUGGUUCUUUGUCAUCAAGGAGUAAUAAAGUCACCUGUAAACAGAAAGCAUGCUUUUAAAUAGAAGAUUUUUAUCACCUUUUCCCUCUUCUUUUUUUAAAUUAAAAAUCAGUCACCGCUGUUUUGCAGAAUACUAAUAAGCCAGAGCUGUCUCAGUUCUCUGAUUUCAAUGAAGCACUAUCUGAGCUUAUCAUAGUUCAUGCCAAUACUUGCAGCCAAAGGAAACUGGAUGGCUGCAGCACAAUGCAGCUGAUUUCAUUUAAUCCCAUCAGUGGAAAUGCUGCCUUUGCUUUUUCCAAAGGCAGUUUUGGGAGCUCUCCAUACCCAAAGCAGUCUGAAGAAUGUCAUUUAUACUUGUGUUGGGUAAAUUUUUCCUGCUGGUAGCUUGGUCACAUGACUGUCAUCUGCAGCAAGGAUAAAUAUAUAUAAAAUAAAAGGGAUAAAAACCUCUUGGUAGAAGCUUAGACUGUUUCCCUCUUUUUCUGACAGUCAGGUUAUAAAAAAGUAAUUUUGCUAAAUAGAAGCAGAGCUGUAUUGAGUUGCUUAUGUAUAAUAUUUCAAGUCUGUAACUGUGACUCUGUCAUGGAUACCUCCAGAGAGAGUAACUAGAGCUGAGGUCUCUGACACAUCAAGGAGAGAGUAUGUAGUGUACGUCAGGACCGAGACUGAUAAAAAAAACCUACCUAACUGUUACCCUUUAGGGAAAUACUUGGACAGCAAAUAUGAUGAUGACAUUUACUUUAGCGUACCAUAACAAAGAACAAGUAUGAAGCAUCAGGAAGAAGAAAUGGAGUAGAAAGGCUUGUGUUUUAACUAGGCAUACGAUUAGCAGUAGAACAGCUGAGUUCCAGGGUAAAGGAGAGAGAAUUGCUUGGUGUGACCCAAAGUCAUAGACAGAAGGGUGAAAAGGAACAAACACCUUCUGAGGUUAAUGAAAAUGUCUCUAGAACUUCCUAAAUUCAAUUCUAUCUGAUAACCAUUAAAAAUAAAUAAAUCUGAUACCUAAUUGAACAGGCUUCAAACACAUAACUUUGUUUGAAAGAUAACUAUAUGCUCACAGGAUAUAGAAAGUUUGGUUUAGUACAUUAGAAAGAGAAACCUCUGCAGCAUUAAUAGCCUUUAAUGUUUUUUCAUUAUAUGCUAUAAUGGAAUGUGUUGAAAGGAGUAUUAAUUGACACUGUAGGUUUCAUUCUGUGGCUGUCUGAAUGCCAGCCCAUGUAAAUCUGGGGAGAGGUGUGGAGCAAUGAAGGAAGAAAAAGUUAAUUUCAGAGGAAGUGGCAUAUUUUUUUUUUUUCUUUAACUCAACAGAGAGCUGAGGACAGUAAAAAUCUGUGUGGCUGAAACCAGCCAAGAUAGGCACUAUAAAAACACUCAGUUUAAAUUAAAAAACAACAUGUUUUCUGUACAAAGUACUGGUAACCUUGUGGGGGCAUCAAGGUCCUGAAUUAAAAUUAAAUUCCACUUUAAGCUACCUAUUAGCACACUUUCCAUCCUGCUGAUACACAUGUUCUGUGUGGGAUAAUGCUGCCUAACUUAAAACCUUUUGCAGUUUACAUACUGUUUAGUUAGGAAUCACGUGUGAAUAUAGAGAUCUGACUUUCAUGGGAUGUGAUCUCUCUUGAUCUUUUUCUCUCCUUAAGUGCCUAUGCCUGUAAAUUUUUAUUGCACCAUCAAGACUUGAAAAAUAUAACGUUUCCUAUGUAGCUAUACAAAUAAUCCCUACGCAGGCAACUUUUUAUAUAGAAGUAUCAAGCUUGGCAUAUAUGAGAAAGCCAUUGAUUUUUACGAUCAUUUUAAAAACUACAACUGCACAAAUCUUGUAUGUAAGUUACUUUGGGAUCUUUUAAAAGUUGAAAUAAUUGCAAUGUAUUUUCUUCUGACUAUUGAACUUUCAAAUUAAGUUCAAGCUUGUAAAUUAAUUGUUCAUGCAUUCCUGCUGCAGUUGCUGUGCUUGUAUUGCUGCUCUGGCCUCUGCUGCUUGCUCCUGUGUUUUCACUUUGCACCUAGGUUGACCUUUUACCUCGGGCUGUUUUGCUGAGCCAGUCCUGAGUAGUCCAGUCUCCUCCAUUCUGCAAGACAAGUAAUGAGGCUAGUAAAAAGUUAAGUCUUAAACACGUAGGGUGUGAAUUUCUUCUUAAUACAUGUUCAAAGUCCUCCCAUCAGUAGGGUGAACAAUGCUCUUGACCAAAGCCUAGUGCAAUUGCCAGCAGUGAUGGGCUUUUCCUUUCAGUCUUGGUUUCUGGUAUUUGAUUCAAGAGAGGAAAUCUGUCACAUGUUUCUAAAACUAAAAGCCAUACCAUUGCCUCAAAUAUGUGUGGCUUUGUGCAGAGUACAGCAAGUUUAAUUUAUGUCUGUUCAUUUGUUGUGCUGCUUGCUUGUUGGUUGUAACAGUCAUAGCGACCAGUUACUAAACCAGUGAAAUGGGAGUAAUAAAGUAAUAAUAAUUAUAAAAAAAAAAAAUGUGAUGACUGUUCCAAUUAAUCUGCCAGGAGGAGUGAAGGGGGAGCAGAUGUGCAUAAGCAGCAUUGGUUGUUGCUUAUAUGUGGCCUUUAGCAUUCAUUCUGUCCUCACUGUGCUUGAAGGAAUAGCCUUGAACAGCAAGUGUUGCUAUGUUCUAUACUCCCUUGUAUUCCACUGAUUAAGUUGUACCCUGCUCCUCUUGCCCUUUCCACUGUCUGGCUGUCCUAAUGACUUUUUUUAAAAUCUGAGAGCAUAUGUAUUCUACAUCUGUUCUGAUCUCCAGGAAAGUGUUCAUGUUGUUCCCCUCGCUGGGGCUCUGUAUAAACAAAACUUCCUCCCUUCAAGAUGUUGCUCAGAUUGUAACAGCUCCCCUACUGUUUGGUAGAUUUUUUGCCAGUGUGCCCCAAAAGACACUUCACACUGGGUAUCACGUAAGCCCCUUUAGGGCUUCUGUUCUUGGUAGUAUGAACAGAUGUGUCAUAAAAUCUUGAUGCCCAAAAUGAUCUGAAAAGAACCAGGAGAGACAUCGUGCCUGUUGUAAGGGGCUGUCUUACCUCUCUCGCUAUCAGCCAGAUCAUACCACACCUGAGUCUUGCUCUUCUGCCCCACCUCAGCUUAUCAGUUCUGAAGAAUGAUCUUCCCUUUCAGUAAUGCAGUGGAGCUUGCGAGUCUGCCCUGUAAUAUAAAUUUAGAAAUAAUAUACUGUAAGAUCUGCCAUUUGAUUACAGUGCAGCUGGAAAAAAAAAAAAAAAAAAA
Oxyura jamaicensis (ruddy duck) is the source of this 6934-nucleotide messenger RNA. It is a transcript of the gene IQCE, whose product is annotated as IQ motif containing E. The transcript is spliced from 22 exons. Gene Ontology annotation, molecular function: protein binding. Lineage: Eukaryota; Metazoa; Chordata; Aves; Anseriformes; Anatidae. The record is from RefSeq and is a predicted model, not a curated record. Bases 146 to 2266 code for a protein of 706 amino acids.